UGCUUAAUCUUGCAGUGUAGGUCCUUUUUUCCUCUCCUGGACAAUGAGAUGCAACAUGGAAAAUGUUUUGUGAUGGUUGUUUUUGCAGUGAUCACUAGACUACUGUUUUAUAUGGAGGAUCAAAAAGUUAGGUGACUUGACUUGGCCAUAGCAACCUAUUUCUCCAUGCUGACGAGUUGUUUCAAAGUGCUACAGAGAUGUGCUGAUUCUAUUCCAGAGAUAGAGUCUGGGAAUGAAGAGCACAAGGAAUUUUGUGAUGAUGCAUGGCUGCUUGAUCCGCUGCUUUUAACUGCUAAAAUUGCUACCCUAAAUGUCCUCAAAAUGAACUCCUGGAGAAAGAAAACAAACAUUGGUCCAACAUGUUUGUUUGGACCAAACAAACAUGUAGCCAGUUUAAUGACUCUUAAACUGGCUAUCAGUUUAAGAGUCAUUGUCUCUUAAACUGAUAGCCAGAUUAAGAGACAAUGACUUUUGGGGACUUCAAAGCAGAGAUAAGUUCCCUCUUCUCAUUAUAUAUCCACUAAAAUUUAAUAUUUAUUUUGGCUCCACUUACCUGUGAAAGGGAGCAUUUUCACAGAUGAAAAAAAAUUUAACUAAAGGAGCACCUUCCUGACUGAGACCCUGCAGACUGCAUCAGACUGGCUGUCUGCAUCUAUGAACCAAACUACAGAAAACCUACAGAAAGACUUUGUUCUGAAACAUCACAUUGACUUGUGAAGCUCCUCCUUCUAGCACUGUAAAAGGUGAUAUGGAAUGAGAUUGUUCAGAGCCACAUUCAGUUUAUUUGUUUGCAGGAACAUGUCACGUCUUAUCUGUGAAAAUUUGUCAUUUUUCACAGAAUGUGUAAAGCAGUCCCAUCAAUAUUUCCUUCCCUUAGGCUCCUGAUCUUAUAUGUUCCAUAAUCUAUAUCAGAAGACCUAAUGAGGGAGUGUCUCUUGUGAGCCAACAUUUUGUGAUGGGUUUUUUGCACUCAUGAGCUUCUCUGUUAACUCAUCACUGCAUAAAUAAAAUGCCUAGAUUUAGGAGGGACUUUUAUCAUUCAGUGUGUCAACACAAAUCUGAAUCAAGUUCAGGGAUUUUGAUUCAAAAAAGUUAAUGAGUGGUUCAGAUGGUUGGCCAGCUGUAGGAAGAGUCCUGCUGGUUCCAAACUUCUUCCAUUCACCAAUGAUUCACUGAGCCCAUUGCCUCAAAGUUUACAAAGUUUUCUGGAUUUUUCUCCAGAUUUGUGUAAUUGUGACAAUGCUGUCUCUGAGAUCUGCAGACAGUUCCUUAGAUUUUAUGCUUGGUGUUUGACCUCUGAGCUGCAAUGUCAACUGUGGGACUUGAUAUAAACAGGUAUUUCCAUUUCAAAUCAAGUCCAAUUAACUGAAUUGACCACAUGUGGACUUCAUGUUUACCUUAGAAACAUAUCAAGGAUGUUGAGGUUUACAGGUAAAGCAUUAAGCAAAGACUGUGUAUUUUUAUGUAUAUGUGCCUGUGACGGGGUUCUAUUAUGACUUGGUCAAACAUAAAUGACUGGCUAAGGCUGGAGAUCACUUUAGAGGAAUUUAUUAAACUUGCACAAAGAUGGCAGGUGCAGAACCAACACAAAGGAUAUCCAGAGCAGGUUGAAAAUCAAAUAAACUGUGCAACAGUCCAUCACUUACAGUGUGACUUCUUCAGGAGUCUAACCACAGACUGCCUGCCUGUCUUCUUCUUCUUUGUCUUGUUUUUUUAUGGCGGUUGGCAAACAACUUUUAGGUGCAUUACCGCCACUUUCUAGACUGGAGUAAGGAUCAGAUAUUAAUUCACUAUAAUCUUCCCAUAAUACCUGUUCUCCUUAGAAAACUAAAAAUACUAUUAAAAACUACAUCCCCAGAUGGUCUUUGAAGCAAAAUCCUAAUAUCUAAUUUAUUUUUAUUCCUACUUAAAUCUCUAAUCAACUCCCCCCUUUCCUGAACAUACUUACUACAUUCUAAAAAAAAAAAAAUGUUGUAUUGUUUCUAAUGACUGCCUACCUGUGAAGCAGAGCCCUGCUUUUAAAGCCACAGGCUCCGCCCACAGAAAGUCCAAACAAUCAAAAACCAAGCAAUUACUUCUAACUAAAAUAAUAAUAAUAAUAAUAAUCAAUGAUAAAUAAAUAAAUAAAUAAAUAAAUAAAUAAAUAAAUAAAUAAAUAAAUAAAUAAACAAACUUGUAAAGAAAAAUACAAUACUCAGUUUAAUAGAAAACACUCGGUACGUUCUGAUGACAUCAUGUGACUCCCUCCCAGCAAGCCACAAUCUGGAAACAACCCUACUUGAAAAUAGAACCGGGAAAAUGUUUGAUGCUGAAAAUAAUGGGUUUAGGUUGAAUGUUAACUGAAGCAAGAACACUGCGUGUGCCCCCACGAUGAACCGCGUCAGUUUAAGCUGCAACAAAAAGACAAAGAAACCUCCUCCUCUCCACACUGGAGCCGACUGGAAGGUCGUCCUCCAUCUGCCAGAGAUUGAGAAAUGGCUAAGAGCAACCAGUGACAGAGUUGCUCAACUCACACACUCUGUUGGACAAGACGGUGACAACAGACAUGUGGAUGUCCACCUAGUACAACUUAAGGACAUCUGUGAGGACAUCUCUGACCAUGUGGAGCAGAUUCAUGCUUUACUGGAGACGGAGUUCUCCCUGAAGCUGCUGUCCUACUCUGUAAACAUCAUUGUAGACAUUAGGACAGUGCAGCUGCUGUGGCACCAGCUGAGAGUCUCGGUUCUGGUUCUGAAAGAGCGUCUGCUACAGGGUUUACAGGACCCUAACGGAAAUUACACCCGGCAGACGGACAUCCUGCAGGCAUUCAGCCAGGACCAGCACCAGACCCGUCUGGAUGCUCUCACAGAGGUGGACGACUGUGGUCAGCUGACGAUCCGCUGCAGCCAGGACUACUUCUCCCUGGACUGUGGCAUCACUGCCUUUGAGCUGAGCGACUACAGUCCCAGUGACCAUCCUGAGGACCGGGAGACAGACUCCACAGUGGAGGACACCUCCCAGGAUAUCAUUCACACCACAAACUCAAAUCUUGAACUGCACAAGAGUUUAACUCGGCUGUCUCUGCCCAUAGACGUAGACAACCACAGCCAUUCUACACCUGAAACACCCACAAAUCAAAGUGACAUGCCCAAAUACAGUGAAAGCUCCAAACGCCCGCUACAGGCUGUAAGUCACAGCACUGAAUCUUCCCCCACACAGCCAUCCCUUCCCAAGAGAGCAGCCUUAUUCUCAAACAAAGGAACCAAAUCAAGAGGCAGUUUUAGGAAGGCCAGGCAGCAGUCUGAGCUGCAGCAUAAGGCUGAGCUGAGUCAGAGCACCCCCUCUCUUGUGAAUCCUCCAGACAGAUCCAAGUUCUGGCUAGAACUGGACUCGGUUGAUCUGAGGAACCUUCCACAAUCCAGCGAGAGUCUUCAGAGAACAAUUGAGCACAACCUCAAAAAGCACCAUGUGAGCUCAACACAUAGAAAACCUGAGGGAAGUUCUGGCGCCAAUGACAGCCUGUCUGUCUGCCACCUGAUGUCUCUGGAUGAAAUAUCCACCCCAACAGAAAGGAGGCAGAAGAGGACAUAUGCAGUCAGUAUGGGUGACUCGGACUCCUCCCUGCCCUCCCCCAUUUCAGAGCAGCUUAUGUCCUCAGACUUGGAGGCAUCUGGAGAGGAAUCUGAUGCUCAGCGAGGUGGAAGCAGGAAUGCAGGGUGGACAGUGAACCGGCAGGGGCACAAGAAGGGAUCCCAAGUUCCAUCAGAAAGGAUCCAGUCCAGAGAGCACUGGUAUGGGUCAGACGAGUUCCUGGCUCUCCCUGCUCAGCUCCAUGAAACUGAGAUGCUGGCUGUGAAACUAGAAAGUCUGAUACAGUCCAGCGCCCUGCAGAACCAGAGAGAUGUGCAGAAUGUGGAUGACUGGGAGCUGUCAGAGCUUAACGUAGACUGGGACACCGGAGAAAGUGGAGUCAACAUGAGAAACAUAGUGGGGAGCGGGGAUUGUGGUCCAUCUCCCCUGCUGUCACUGCAUCCUCAUAGACAAACCUCAGUGAGAUGCUUCAGCUCCUCCUCCAGUGACGUUGCUCCAUCAUUGGAAGACAGCAUAGAAUCAGGGCCCUUGAGUGACCUUAAGUCAGGAGAGGAGCAGAGCAGGAGGUCAGUGGAUGGCUCCCCCCAGCUGUCUGUGCCCCUGGUGGAUGGGCGUGGAUGUGCUUCUCUGAUGAAAAAACUGCUGGACGACAUCCAGGAUCAGAACGAAGGCAUCUGGGUAAAGAUGGAGUGUUUUGUGCAGAAGUUGGACGGGUUCAUCUCAUGGCUACAGGAGGCAUUAGACAGCACUGAAAACUGGACGCAGCCCAGGCAGGACUUGGACAGCCUUAGGGUUUACUUGGACACCCACCUGACCUUCAAGCUGAAUGUGGACAGUCAACUUGCGCUGAAGGAGAGCAUAUUGGCAGAAGGAAAGUCACUACUCAGCGUCAUCACCUCCCACCAGAUGGCUCUGAAGGAUAUCCUCCAUAUGGUUGGAAGCCAGUGGGAUCAGCUCCAGUGGCAGAUCCGACGCCAACAUGGCUGGAUGCUUCGCGCCCUUCGUUGCAUCCAGACCCGCCUCCUCUACACCAGCCAUUCGCAGCAGCCCUGUGCAUCCACACUGGACUUAUCAGCCAAUGGGCAGUUUCCAUGCUUUGCAGAAGACCUCAAGGUGGAGCAGAACUCAACUGAAUGCAACAUCCAGCAAGUUGCCCUUGAGACGAUGUCAGUUAGGCUGAGAGGACUCCACUACCCAUCAUCCUCCAGGAGGUACAACAGGAGCAGCAGUUUGCAGGAGUUUGAAGCAGAGUACCAGGAAUUGUGGGAGUGGCUGAUGGACAUGGAUGCUAUGGUAACCGACAGCCACCAGUUGAUGAUGUCAGAAGAGCAGAGACAUCACCUCUUCAAAAGCAGCCUGGCUGAGCUGCUGCUGAUGGAGAGCCGGAAGACGAGUCUGCUCAGGCAAGCUGCCAGUCUGAAGAGGAGUGGGACUGAACUACCGAGCAACUUACACGUCAAAAUACACAACCUCACACACACAUGGCAGCAACUAGAGAAAAUUCUCUCAGAGCAUUCAGUACCCUGUUCUUCUGAGCAAAAGCUGUCAUCAAAUGUGAAUACUCUGCUGGUCGCUGGUCAGGAUGUGGCUGCUGAAAGUCCUCGCUCAGCUUUGUCCCCGAUGACUAAUUCACUACUGGAACAGCUGGAGGCUCGAAUCAAGGAGCUUAAGGCAUGGCUUCGAGACACAGAGCUGCUCAUCUUCAACUCCUGCCUCAGACAGGAGACGUGUGCCUCCGAGCAGCUUUCAAGUUUCAAGUCCCUGUGUUCAGAGAUCGGCAGCCGGCGCAGAGGAGUCGCUUCAGUUCUGAAACUGUGUCAGAAGUUGCUGCAGCAGAGCCAUUCGGGCCUGAUGGCUGAAGUGGGCCCAGACGCGGAGCAGCACCGGGAGGCCCUGCAGCUGCUGUCAAUCAACCUGGAGAGGAGGUGGGAGGCGAUAGUGAUGCAGGCGCUGCAGUGGCAGAACAGACUGAAGAGAGAGCUGGGAGAGCAGCAGGUUAAUGGAAACAUUCUCGAAACUGGCCUAGUGGAUCUUCAUCAGAUUAGCCCUGUGUCAGUGGCUUCAGUGACAGUGCCACCAGAGGACUCCUGGGAAUGGGAUGAGACAGAUAUGUCGGUCAUGGAAGCAGAGCGGCAAGAUGUACCACAACCUGACCUUACAACCAACCUCCCCACAGCCUUGCAAUCAAGACUGCCAUCAAACAAUAUUUUGGCCACUGACAAUCAACCUGUUGAGAUUCAAACUGAUAUCCAAGCCACUCAGUUAAAAGAGUUGUCUAAUUUGAAGGAUGGAUCCUCGAUGGAUGUUAACUCCCAUUCCCCACCAAACAAUAACGUAUAUCAAGUGUACAGCCUCCACAGUAUUGAAUUAUGCAAGCAGCCAGUGUUUCCACUUCCUUCCACAUUAAUGCACAUAAAUAAACCUGUAAAAAACAAAGAAAAUUUUUUGCUGAAGAGCAUUAGUAAGGAUUCUUCCUUGUCCUCCAUUGAAUCUCUCCCUGACCUCCUGGGAGGUUUGAUGUCAAGUAGCAAACAACGAGAUAGGAUCAGUGAAUUUUGUAGUAGGGAAACUGAGGGUGGCAGAAGGAGCGGUCAGUCGGAAAAUAGUCUACGAUCAGAUUGUGAGAGUGGGAUUGUAAGUGACAAUGGAGAUUCAGAGACAUCAUCAAAUUCUGGAGUACAUGGAAAGAAAGAGGAUCAGGGGAUAGAGAGACAGGAGAAAAGAGACCGGAGGAAAGGUGAAGUUACACAAGAACAUUAUAGUUUAGCUCUGGAAAAGAACUGCAUUGCCCCUUAUAAAAGGAGCCAGAUGCAAAUCUCUACGAAUUUGGAAGAAUGGAGAAGAAAUGAGCUGAGAUGUGAAAUAAAAAGAAACAAGGAGGAGAAGAAGAGGUGCAAACAGGAUGUGGGGGAUUCAGUGGAAUUCCUGAUAAACGGACAUGGGAUCCUUACACCGGCAAACUCUGACAUUGAUGUGAAAGGACUUGAUGACUCUAAGAUGUUCAUGUCCCAGAGGGACAACACACAGUGUAACCCUGACCAUUAUAACAGUUCAGAAACUCCCCCUGCUCUCAACAGUAGGACAUCAAGUCCCGUUUUGUCUCAGAGCUCUUCUCUGGAGUCUCUAUUGGCUCUGGGUAUCGACUUAUUCCCCUCCAAAGAACGGCUGCAUCAUAGCGUCUCUUUGGAGAGCUGUCUUAAUCCAUGCCACAGCCCUGACAGGGAGGCGGCGGGCAGUCUCACAAGUCCCAACGAGAUGAACCCGGGCCAGGAAAAAGACCAAGAUAGAAUUAAUUUAAGAGCAACCAUGGAUACUGAAACAGAGGCAUCUUCUGGAGAGCUAAGCCAAAGAACUCUUGAUCUCCUGAAACGUUUGGAGAACAUUCAGAAUCCUUUGGGUGGGAAGAUGACUCGAAGUGUUUCUGACAUGUCAAUUCAAAGCAGCAUCCCACAAAAGAACCACUUCCCUGUUUCACCCUCUUUAGGGGGUCAACACACUCCUCUCUCCAGGAUGUUUAGCACUUCAUGGAAAGGACAGCCAUCACUGAUCAAUGAAAACUUAUCAAAAAUAUCACUAACUGAACUGAGUAGCACAGAAGACUCAUCUCUGGGGUCUGAGGAUUUUGUCGUGCUCAGAAACCAGCACCCUCUUUUCCUAGAUCCAAACAUAGCAACCAUUUCCAGCCCUCGUAGGAAACAUUGUCACAACAGGGGAGGGAAAGCUGUGGAUGAGUCGGAUGCUGCUAGUUUAAGCAUGGUGGUCAACGUUUCAUGUACAUCAGCAUGCACAGAUGAAGAUGAAGAUGACAGUGAUCUGCUUUCAUCCUCCACACUGACUCUCACUGAAGAGGAACUUGGUGUUCGAGAUGAACAAGAUGGAGAUGAUGACAGGGCUAAUGGUGUGUCUUCUGGGAAUGAGGAGGAUGAGGCUAAUGAUGAAGAUGACAUGGAAACAUCCUAUGAGUUGGGGCUUGAGUACAUGAAGAGGGAGUUACAGAGCUGGAUACGACUUCCUCGCACCUCUGUAUCCUCCUCGUUCAAAUCGGAGGCAGGUCUUCUGGAUGAGCUGCAGUGUGGAAGUGCUCCACUUUCCACCUUCACAUUCUCACGUGCACAAUUAAUGAAUAGCAGUAACAAAGCUGGUGGCAAUAUAAGUACAAAGGAAAGAGAAGAUGAGACCAGACCGAAUGUGACGAGAAGCUACAUCAGCCAAUUUGUCGAUGAUGUGGAGAAUGGAAACAUCGACCACAGCUGUCUACAAGGAAAAGACGAAGACGAUGAGCUACUCCAAGAAGAGUCUGGCUUGUUCACUCAGAAAAGAGACACUUUAAGGGACAUUUAUGUGAACACGAAAACAGAAGACCAAGUUGAAGACGUUGGCAACUUGAGAGCUGAAAUGGAUUCAGUUUCAACAAGUCAUAUUUGUUCAUCACCAUCCAGUGAGCUGCAUCCCUUCUCUUCCAAGCGUACUUCCUGUUUGGUGGGAGAGCUGAGAGGGGAGCUCCCCUGCCAUAGUGCUUCACUUCCUUCACCCCCUUCUCUGUCUCCAGUCAACUGCAGAUCCCACAAUGCACUGGACAACAACCUCUCAAUUGCUGGAGGACGGAAAGCCAUCACAAUUCAAGAGAAGUUUAAGUUCUCAUCGUUGGUCACAGAAGAGACAAGGAGGGAAGUCAGAGCAAAAGAUUCAUCUCCGCCAUCCACAAAAGGCCACAAAUCCCUCGCUUCCUGCUGCAGCCCCUUCCUCCUAUCGGCCUCGCCACUCAGCGUUGACGAAAGCAAGAAGAAGAAUGUUCAUGACUUUGUAAUGGAGAUUAUUGACAUGGCCUCUGUAGCACUGAAAAGCAAAGAGAACCAGUCAGAUGGAGCAACCCAGAGGGAGACCAAUGUGUCUGUCCCAGACCAGUCCUCCACCUCACUAGCACACAUCCGAGACAAGGUGCUUGAACACUCCCAUAGGCCUCUGCAUCUUCGAAAGGGAGAUUUCUACUCCUACCUGUCUCUCUCCUCCCAUGACAGCGACUGUGGUGAGGUCAGUCAGUGUGCUGAGGACAAGAGUUUGACCCCUGUGCCCUACACCAUCCCAUCCUAUUGCACGUCGACACCAACCUCAAACAGUCCAAGCCCUGAACUGUUUCCCAGCACCAAAGUGGCAAUGUCUUCCUUUCAGUCAGCUCAGUUGAGCAGAUGCUCUUCCCCUAGCCUGACUGCCAAGGACUACAUCGGCAGUUUGGAUUUGAAGUGUUUUGAUGGUGAACCUGGCAGCGUCUCAGAUGAAAGCCGAGUGGAGCAGCAGUGUUCUAGCCCCUCUCUGUCCGUACCCACCAGUCCUGACUUCAGGAAUGAGGAGACGCUGUUUGAAGCCUGUACAGAGGAAGUUUACCUUGGACCACCUUUGUGCUACAGCAUGGUGAUCAAAAAGAAACCUCAACCCUCCAACUAUAAACUGUGUUUGGAGACCUCAUUGGCUGGUGGCUGUGAGCUGAUUGAAAAUGCACCUUGUUUGUCCCAAGAGGGAAAAAGUUCCAAACUGGACAAUAGGCAGACGGACCACUUGUUCUCGACACAAGGCUCUGGUUCCACAAAUGAAACCCAGAACUUCUACCGUCCUGAACCUUGCUACAGCUUAUUUUCCACCUCUUCGCUCUUAAGAAGCAACUUCAGUUCUUCAGGUGACAACCUUUUUUCUCCUCUACCUCUGUCGACUGAGGCAAUGGAAGAAAAGCUCGGUGAAGACCUGUACCUCUCCUCUGAUGGUGUUGUAGGAAAAGUCGCGACUGCUGUGAGUGUCAGCACGCCGCAGGAGGAGAGAAGUCGUAAUGAGGGGCCUUCUUAUCUUAAUCCCUGGGUGCGUGUCGCCCUGAUAGACUCCUUCGCCACAGAAUGUUUGGCAGAUACUAAAACGCUUGAAUCCAAUAUGGGCACCGUAAUGACCAAGAUAAGUGUCUGCAGCUCUGCUACAAAUCCCUCAAAAGAGCCAGCCACCGCCGCCACGCGUAUUAAUCCCAAAAUUAACUGCUCAGCGAUGAGAAGGCCUGAUAGGGAGGAGGGGAAGAGGAGCAAAGAGGCAGAUACUCGAUGGGCAGAGGAGGAGGAAAAGAGGAGAAAGGGCUGGAGCACUUCGCAGCAAGAAGCAAAGUCUGCCCUGGUGAAACAGGCGGGAUUUUGGCCAGUUCUCGGUCACAGCGUUGGAGCAACACAGGACGAAGCAAACCCUCAGUGAGGACUCCUUCUCAGAUGAAAGCAGUCAGAAGACCAUCUGGGUUGGGUGCAGGAGUCUGAAGGAUGCAGUUGUAGACCUCUCUGGUUCUCCCUCUGUGCUUCUGCAGACUUCUACCUCCCGGAUCUUGUCUUCUGACUCAACUCACAGGAGGACAUUAGCUGGAGCUGCACAGGUUGGGAUUGGCCCAGCUCACCAGCCUGAUGAGUUGGUGAAUUUAUGAUCAUGAAGCAGUUAUAAAGACUUUUCCUGAGGAUAUUUCAAGGUUCUCUGAGGUCUUGCUUGAAUGUAAAAUUUAAAUGCAUGUACACUUAGUAAAAAGGUAAUUGACUUAUUUAAAGGUGUGACAGAGUUUUUGAAUAUUCAAGGGAAUAAGUAAACAUUUUAGAUCAUUUACUGUGUAAUCACCUUUUUCAGGGAGGCUCCGAGAAAAAAUAGUUCUCCAUUGGAGUACUUUGUCAGACAUUAGUCCAAUUCCAUGUUCGAUUGCUCAAAUUGAAGUGGACUAAACUUAUUGUGUCCUAUAGUUUAAGAGACUGAAAUAUUUCCUAGGAAGUAUUUUGUAUUAACCUUGGUUUCAGUGAAAAUUGACAUUGUCUUUUCAAGUAUGAUUGCCAACAUCAAAACAGAAAUCCAAAAUGUUUUGGUCUUGAAUCCUACCUGUCAUGGUGAAAAUGGUGGAUUACAGCAGGAAUCUGUGAAUCAGGUGAAUUCACCUGAUUGUUGAGUUGUUUGACCAGUUGAAAUGGCACAUUCAAACCAAAUGGAACAAAAAAGAUAAACCUAAAUGACUGUUUCCAUUUCUUUACAGAGAUGGUUGUGAAACUGAAACACAAAGAGAAUGCAGCUUUUUAAUAUAUAUUGAAAUAGUUUCAUGUUUUUGUCAUGAUGCAAGAGAAGACAGCAGUGGGGCGAACAUUUGCAGAAUAUUAACUUCCUAGUUUUUCACAAUAUGUUACUUUAUAAAGAAUAAGGCUCCAGUCAGUUCCAGUUUCUAAAGUUCUAGCUUCUGAACCAGUGAUUGGUAGACUUCAGAGUUUCAUUGCACUGUUUAGAGUGUUGAUGUAAUCAGCUUUGGUAAAUGUUUUGAUUUCUAAAAGUUGUGCUCCAUUUGCAUAGUGAGAGGUUUCUUCACAAACUGAAAAUCUUCACACAAUAAGUAGUACUUUAUUAAGUACUACUUAAUAAUCAAAUAAGAACUGGUGAACAAGAGCUGAACUAUUCUCAGAAAAACUGCAAUGAAUAGUCCAGCUAAUAGGAAGCGACAUUUAAUUUUUUUAUUUAACCAUGAGAGCUAACACUACAGAGACCUGUGGAGCUCCACUAGCCCCCCUCUACCACAGACAUGGUGACCCAUGUUGCUACCAUAACAACUGAUAAGCAAAGGCCUGCCACAGAAUGUGACCAAUGUCUAAUCCUUCCAUUAGUAUUUUCUGUUUAGGGAAAAGGGAAAUUUAGGCUGAACAAUACUUUAAAAAAUCAAAAAACAGCAACUUGAGAUCAGCUGAAUUUACUCGCCUUCAAGUCCAUAACAAAGAUACUGAAAGUUAUGCAAAAAAGAUUUAUAGAAUUAUGUAUGCUGGUCUAUAUGGUACCUUGCAAAAGUAUGUACACCGCAUAAGCAUUUUCAUAUUACUGCAUUACAACCACAAACAUGUAGAUAUUUUCUUAUUUUAUGUGAUAGAUUAAGUCUUUAGUUCAUAGUAAAGAAGUACAAAGAAAAAAACAUAAUUUCAUUUGAAUUUGGAUCUUACUUUUCUUAUUACUCCUUUACGCUGAAACGAGUGAAUAAAAUUUCAUGCUAUGAAAAACAGCCUAGUUGAUUAACAGACCAGCCUUUGGUUUAAGGACUCUCAGUAUAAAAGCAGUACAGUUCUGGAAGAAAACCUCUGAAAAGACUGAAGACAACUCUACACACAGCCAGAGAGCUGCAGUAGGCAUGUUGUCAUGGACACAAAUAAUCGGAAUAGAGGGCUGAGGAGAAUAAACAUUUAAACAAUUUAUUUUUAAAGUCAUAGUGAGGUGUCAAUAAAAUGUUAAUGAACAAAACACAAUGACAAAGUUGGGAACAAUCAAGCAAGAGGUUGAAUACUUUAAAAUGCAAACUUUCAUAGUCUGAGAAAGAGGAACAGAAGCUGAUGGGCGAAACGUUAUUGCAAAUGAAUUUUGUUUUGUUUGGGUUUUUUUCAGUUCUCUGCCCAAGUUCCUUUCAAGAACAGUUAUAUUAAUUUUGUAAAGAAAAAAAAAAAAAAGAUUUCUGGCCCAGUAUUCCAGAGUCCUACAAAACCUCUGGCUUAGAUCAAAGAUUGUCCAUGUGUUGCAAUGAACUAGUCAAAGGUCAUACUUGAAUCUAAGUGAAAUCUGGGGCAAGAAGACAGCUUUUGCAGAUGUUUUUCAUCCAAACUCAAUGAGCAAAAUUUAAAGAAAAAACUGAAAUCAGUCCAAACUGUUCUGUUCAGUGCUGUAACUAUUCUACAAAGCACACACUAAAAACUGAAUACGCCACACUUUUCAGAUUUGUUUUUUAUUGAAAAAAGUAUUGUAAAUCCAUAAAGUUUUCCUUCCACGUCACUGUACUGCUGUACUUUGUGUUGAUUCAUUAAAUAAAAUGUGGAUAAAGCAGAUUAAACUUUGGAUUGUAGCCUGACAAGAUGUGAAAAAGCUAAAGGGGUGUACAUACUUUAUCAAAGCACUGUGAUGUUUUUAGGGGACAAUAAAAUGUAACCUGGAAGCUGUAAUGAAGACCAGACUCCAGAACAGCUUGGUCUUUCUCUAAAAUGUACAGCAGGAAAGGAAACGGCAGAGCGUCCUUUCCUGCCCUCCAGCUCAUGGAUCUUUAUGUGGAAAAUAACUCCUAAAUAUUCAAGAAAAAUCUGCCUCAUCAUUGAUUAUUUUUUAGCACAUUUCAGAAAUAGUCUAAAGAAAAAUCAGUUUGAGAAGUUAAAACACCUCAGUGCAGUCCUACUCUGUAUUUUGCUUGGCACUAAUUGGACCUCCAAGAGAGGAAAUAAGGAAGACAGUAGAUGUUCUUCUGCUGCAGUGCUAACACUGGCUCCACUGAGAGCAUUAAUGCUUAUUAAGGUAUGUUUGGAAUUAGAACUAUUAAAACAGGCAUUUCUAAGCAAUUACAGGAGAAGUGUCAAGUUUUAAUGGAUUUAACUAUCCACAGGUGGCUGUGGUCACCAACGUUGCCAAUACUAGGGGCCCACUGUGUAGAUGAGAGCAGGGUCUGAAAGGACAAUGAAGUCAAAUAGUGAAGUGAAUUGCUAACUUUAUAUUAAAAGUUAGCAAUUCCUUCUUUCGUCUCUUUUUUUCUUUCUUCCCUCCUUCCUUCCUUCUCUGUAUUCUACCACAAAUCUGAUGAACUCAGUAAAACAUUACCCUGUAUGCCGUUCUUGAUGCUGCCGUUGUAAACACUGAUCAAUUACCUGUAUGCACUCCUUAAACUACGCACUGUAAAACCAAUGUGCUGCUUGCUUCAUACCUGUAUGUCUUUGUCUGGAUUUGUAAAGGAUUUCAGGAUUCACUUGGUAAAACUCAUAACCUAGAGUCAUAGAAAUGGCCUCCUCGUCUGUGUUCGAGAUGUUUGACUCAGUAGAGAUGUUCUCUAUGGAUGUUACUUUAAGAAUAAUGAAAGACUUGAAAUAAAGUUCUGUUUCUGAUGCAGGGAAAACUUCUGACUGAACAGAGACUCUUCUCCCUCCCCAUGUUCACCUUUGCAGCUCUGGUAAAACUUCACGUGAUUUAAACUGAACUCUGUUUCACUUUAGAUUUAACACUAGUUGUAUGUUACUGACUAGGAAAUAUUUGUUCUAUCAGGUGACACUGUAUGGAUUUUACCAGUUCUCUUGUUUUUUGUUUUUUCUUAAUUAAUUCAGCAGCUGACUGAGGAAUUAUGAUUUCUCAUAUUUAUAUUCUGCUGGGAUGAGAAAGUCAUUUUUCAUUUUACCUUAAAGCAUGUGGAACCAAAUAUUUUCACUCUUUGCUUACAGUAGCUUCACCAAACUACAGGGUGAAACAAUUGUCUUUUAAAUGGUGUUUUAUCUAUGCAACACAACCAAAGUUAGCACGAGCUAAAGCAGCGUUGUGUAUGAGUAAAGGUUCACUGAUGCGCAUUGUGUUAAUACUUCUUGGACUUUGUAACAUUUAUUAUUUGUGUUUUUGUUCUUAAGCAGCUCCUGGUAUGAUGAGCAGUGAUUGAAGUGGGACUGUUUUCGAGAGGCGUGGAAGGAUGAUGGGGUUUGAAGGGUUUUAGUAUACUUCUGUGCCUUGCUCUGCUGUUAAUUCUCACACCUUUUAUUAUUUCUGAACGCCAGUCUCCCUGUUAGUGAAUAAACAACAAUCAACAAAGAAUAAAAUAAACACAAGAGGCUUGUUCAAAAUUCACUGUACAAAGCACAGGAGGAACUCUAGUUGUAUGUGUUUUACUGUGUAUUUCAUUUGUGAUAUGGGCUUUCUUUAUUACCAAUAGGAGCUUGACUGCAUGGUUUCUGCUGACUAUAUUGUAAAACUAACUGCUGAAAAAUAAACUUUACCGGA
Gambusia affinis (western mosquitofish) is the source of this 14328-nucleotide messenger RNA. It is a transcript of the gene akap6, whose product is annotated as A kinase (PRKA) anchor protein 6. Bases 2371 to 9792 code for a protein of 2473 amino acids. NCBI's taxonomy places the organism in Eukaryota, Metazoa, Chordata, Actinopteri, Cyprinodontiformes, Poeciliidae. The record is from RefSeq and is a predicted model, not a curated record. The transcript has 22 exons.